CGGGUGACGGUCUUCUAGGGGUGCUAACGCACUUUUCAAAAUCGUUUUCGUAAAUUCAAACUGAUUUCAUCGUGAUUCAAUGAUGGUUUAAAUUAGGUCAAUGUCGAGUCAAACGGAAAGUCGAUCCCCGGGUCACGUGGGACCGCAAAAUAAACGGCCCGUAAUCUUGAUUUAUCCAACUGUGUCACCGGAAACUGUAGUGGUGCCAAUAAUUUCCUGUAUCUUGGGAUUUCCCCUUCUUGCAUUGUUAGUAAUAUGUUGUUUGCGAAGAAGAGCCAAACUAGCUCGAGAACAAGCUCGCAGGCGCAACUGUGAUAUUGAACACGGUACAUUCUCUAUUGUCAGGUUCAGCCCAAUACACUAUUUAGGCCGUUCUACAAGAGCUGUUUCGCUGAGAUCAGAAAGGGCAAUGAGUAGAGGCUUUCCGUCGCUAGAACUCGAUACAGUCGUUGAAGAACGUUCCGAUCCGGAACCGGAAGCUACAGUCAUUGAAAUGAUGACACCUGAUGCUGAUGAUUCAGACAGAUAGCAUAAAGUUAAUGAUGUGUGCAGUGCUGACAGUAAAAUGUGUUGCAGGUCUCCCCUUUGGACAACUUUAACGCACGCACACACGUUCGCCAUUGAUACCAACAGCUGACCCGAGGAUAAUGAAAAUCCUGAUAAUCCUGUAGUACCACAAAUUAUACCUUUACCCUUUAUUAAGGGGUAUUAACGUGAUUUCCAAUUUAUAUCAAAACUAAAUUACUUUUUAAUGAGAUCCUGUUUAUCCAGAGUACAAAAAUAGACAAUUAAAACCAAAUUUUUAACACUUGCUUUGAAACACACCAAAACUACAUCUUUUUCAAAUAACUUUGUCUGGUAUACAUAUAUGCGUAGUAUAUAUUCUUGCUUUUAGAAUUAAUAUACAUACUUAGGAAUGGGACUUUUUAAUAGACGUGUAAUUUCCCUAAAGACUAUCCUUGGUGCCAAAGUAAUCGUUUUCAUAUUAAUGUGCAUCGAAGUAGUCGUUGAGAGGGAUCAUUUUAAGGUGGCAACCCUGCGAAAAUUUAAACAAUUCUAAAUCUUCUCUAAAAAUUAUUUUCUCAAAUAAAUAUGUGUACACCACAACGUAAUUUGUCAUUAUUAAUAUGAUUAAAUUUGUUCUAAAUGACAUUAAUGACACUUUUUGUGUGAAUCGGUCUUUAAAUUAAAGAUGCAUUUAGAUUUCUACAACCUACUUGAUGCAAAUUGAUAUGAAAAAGAGUAUAGGAUUUUGUACAUAAGUCUAUGUUUAGAAAAUUUUAUACGGGAUUAGGCGGACUGCAAUUCCUUAAAUGUUAUUUUUUGAACAUUUCACUUUUCUUUAACAGUUAAAUAACUAAUCUGAGCACUAUGGAAUUGUUAGUAAAAAUUGUAUAAAACCUACCAUUCAUUUCAUUCGUGAUGUAAUAUUUUGAGUGAAUAAAUUAUA
Messenger RNA from Tribolium madens (black flour beetle), 1450 nucleotides. RefSeq lists its product as uncharacterized. The record is from RefSeq and is a predicted model, not a curated record. The transcript is spliced from 5 exons. The coding region runs from base 101 to 529 and encodes 142 amino acids. NCBI's taxonomy places the organism in Eukaryota, Metazoa, Arthropoda, Insecta, Coleoptera, Tenebrionidae.